AUGGAUGACAACACUAUUACUGGUGAUGACCAUGGUGGUAUCAGAUCUUUAAAGCAUGAUUUAGCUCAUCGAAUUGAAAUGAAGAAUUUGGGCUUGCUAUGUUAUUUCUUGGGCAUUGAGAUAACUUUGUCUAAGAAAGGGUAUCUUCUUUCUCACACUAAAUAUAUAUCUGACUUGUUUACAUGGGCAGACCUCUCUGACAAUCGGAAUAUUGAUACUCCGCUUGAAACCAAUGCAUGGUACUCUCAUGCUGAUGGUGUUUCUUUGUCCGAUUUGAAUCUUUAUAGCACUGUUGUGGGAAGUUUGGCUUAUCUUAAAAUUACUCAUCCGGAUAUUGCUCAUGAUGUUCAUGUUUCCAGUCAGUUUGUUACUGCUCCUACCUAUGUUCAUUGGGGAGUUGUACUCCAUAUUCUGAGAUAUCUUCGUGACACUUAG
This is a messenger RNA of Lactuca sativa (garden lettuce), 435 nucleotides long. The record is from RefSeq and is a predicted model, not a curated record. Lineage: Eukaryota; Viridiplantae; Streptophyta; Magnoliopsida; Asterales; Asteraceae.